This is a messenger RNA of Astrephomene gubernaculifera, 3294 nucleotides long. Lineage: Eukaryota; Viridiplantae; Chlorophyta; Chlorophyceae; Chlamydomonadales; Astrephomenaceae. The record is from the annotation of a GenBank genome assembly.
ACGGUUUUCUAGAACAUACUGUGCUAAAGCAAAGCAACUUCCUGAAGCCUUCAUAGGGUGAACCGUUGAUGCUUACCGGAGGUACCAGCAUACGCCGAGGCGCAGAAUCUUGCCCGAAAUUGAAACGGAUUAUUAUGCUGGGAGUAGUAGCGUAGAUCAGUUCAUUACUGCAGUGCAUAGGUUUGCUUCGACUCGGUGGAAGCCAUGGCAUUUAACUUUGAUGCGCUCGGAGAGAAGUUCAAGAGUUUAUUUAAGUCGAAGGAAGAUGCAAAGUUCCAAGGUCAAGGCCAUCGACUUGGAUCUGCUCAGGAUCCAGCGGCGACAUCUGCAAUGGCCGGGCCAAGUCCCACAACUAUGCCCCAGCCGGCAGCAGCAUCCGUCCCUGCGGCCCAGCUGACACCAGUCACUGCUCCCACGUCUACCAAGCAACCUUCCCCCUCCCUCCCCCUCCCCCUCCCCCCCGCCCGCUGCGCGCCCUCCUCCCCGCGCCACCCCUCCGUGGUGCUGGACGCGGCGCUGCUGGCCAACACGCCCACAGGGCGGGAGGCGCACCUGCUGGCAGCGGUGAACGGAGCCGCCGCGCCGCAGCAGCAGCUGAGGCAGCAGCACCCGCAGCAGCAGCAGGCGCAGCGGACGGGGCAGGAGGCGGGGCAGCAGCAGCAGCAGCGGGCCGAGGGAAGGGUGGCUGGGGCAGCAGUGGAGCAGCAGCAGCGGGGCAAGCGGGGGCGGCUGGCGGGCGGCGGGAUUCACAUACCGGAGGAGGGGCCGGUCGCCUCCACGUUGAGCACCCCCACAGCGGCGGAGCGGCGGCUAGCGGGGGUACUGCAUGUGGGGGUGGUGCCCGGGGGGGCGGCGGCGGCAGCAGUCAGGCCCACACAUGCAACCGCUGCUGCUGCUCCUGCUGCUCCUGCUGCGGCCGUCACCGCAGCAGCAGAUGGAGCUGUUGCUGACGUGGAUAGUUCCCAGCUAUCUUACGAUAUGCAGUACUGGCUGAGCGUUAUACUCUCAACCACCACUACGUCAACGACAGCUGUAGCAGCACCGGUAGGGGCGGCAUCAGCCACACCAGCACCUGCGCUGCCAUGCCCCUCCUCCUCCUCCGAGCAACCAGGAGCACUGAGUGAGGGGCAUUCCGCUCCCACUGCUGCCGCCGCUGCUGAUUCCGCUUCCCCGCUUGACGCUGGAGAGCAGCAGCAGCUUCAGCAGCAGCAGCGGGAGGGACAACAGGAAACUGCGCCAGCAGCAGCCGGGGUGGCAGUGCCAUCACCGCCCCCCUGCCCCCCCUGCCCCUCCUCCUCCUCCUCCUCCUCCUCCUCCACCUCGGGACUGGCGUGUCUAGAGGCGCUGCAGCGGGUGCUGGCAAACGUGGUGGCGCACCCGCAGGAGCCCAAGUACAGGCAGAUACGGCUGUCCAACCCCCGGGUGCAAGCGACCCUUGGGUCGGUGCCGGGGGCCAUUGAGCUCCUGGGGACGGCAGGCUUCCAGCUGCACUUCCCGCCCGACCACGGCAGUGGAUCGGCAGAGCAGGGGUUCCUGGUGUUGCCUGAUGAGGCCCCCCUGGCGCCCCUGCAGGCCGCCCUGACGCUGCUGGCAGAGGUACUGACGACGCACUUUGCUGCGGCUGCGGUGGGGGGUGGGGGUGGGGGUGGCCCGGUGGGGGGUGGGGGUGGGGUGCAGCAGCACUCGCUGGCUGGCGGGGCCAGCAGCGGCAGCGCCACCGGUACCGCAGCGGGUGGGACUGCUGCUACGGGUGCCGCCACUGCUACCGCCGCUGCCUGCGCUCCGGCUGCUGCUGCUGCCGGCGUGGCAGCGGUCCCCGAGGUGGAGCGGUGCACGCAGGUGCUGCUGCCUGCUACUCCCGACACCGAGGUUCCCGAGUGGUUCUUCGAGCGCACCGCUGCGGAGCUCAAGUCGCAGUGGGCCGCACUGCAGCGCCGCCGGCAGCAGCAGCAGACGCUGGCGACACGGGCCAUGCGGGAGCGCAGGGAGCAGGAGGGGGGCCGGCAGCAGCAGCAGGAGGGGCGGGAGGGGCAGGGGGAGGAGGAGGAGGGGGGCGGGCGGGUGCCUGCGGGGGUGGCGAGAGUGCGAGUGCGCUUCCCGGAGGGUGUGUGUCUGCAGGGCCACUUCGGCGCCUCCGAGCCCGUCAGCCGCAUCUUCCACUGGGUAGCCGCCUCGCUGCGGCACCCCGCCAUGACCUUCGACCUGAUUCAACCCAACCGCAAGCCGCUGCAGUUGGUUACAGCCGCCGCAACCACCGCUAGCACCGCCACCGCUACUAGGGGCUCAUUAGCAACCCCUGCGACGGCCAGGCUGGGCCAGGCUGGCGGCAGUAGCAGUGGCGCUGGUGUUAGCGGCAACAAGCAGCAGUUGCAGCAACCGUUAACGGUUCGUGGCGCGGACCUUAUGCCGUCGGUUUUGCUGAACCUGCGACCCGUGGGUCAGGAGGCGGCGGCGCUUGCGGCUGCCAACGUACCGCUUCUGAGUGACGAGAUGCUGCGAGCGACCCGCCCGCAAUAGGGAAAGAGGGUUGGGCGCAGGAGGCAGUCAGCGUCAGGGGAGAAUGCAGUGGUGGAGGGCGGGGUUGCAGUGAUGUGAGAGGGGGGUGCUGCGGAAUGGGAAGGAGAUGGGCAACGAGGAGUUGCGGGUUCGGACGAGUUGGAGAGGGAGUACAGGAUGAGCGCCAACAUACUGAGGAUUGUGUAUAACUUCAGCUGAAGGCUGGCUGUUGUCGCUCCGACUGGACAUCGGAGUUGAAAAGGGUCGCCGACAAGGGUCGUGUAGCGGCAAGUGCAUACUGGUGAUGCUGAGUAGGGCAGUCAGGUGGCCGAAGCAAGGGUAGUAGCGGUGUGGUGAGGAGUUUUGGUUUAGAAGCUUGGAAGCCUAACCGGUGUAGGUUAUGGAAGAAACAACUAGCACACCGCAGUUUGGUGGUAAGAUCACCCUGAUGAUCAGCGACCAGCCGUGUCAGAUGUGCAGUACCGGUGGGAGUGUUUGGGUGCGGCGGUGUGCGCCAUGUGCGCUGGAGCUGUGAGAGGCAUGGGUGCUGCAGCAACUGAGCAGUGCAGCUUAACUAGUGACGAUCAUCCGCAUCGGCUCACGAGAGAGGUGCACUGCGGCACGAGUGCGUACGUCGUGUCCGGGUGCUAUCCCCUAGGCAUGGGCGAUACGAACAUGUUUGGGCGAUGUUAGCCGCGUAGGUGCCGCAUUGCCGUGUAAGGCGCUGCGAAGCCCGUGUCCGCACGGAACAGGGGGCAGCGGGUCGUGACUUGUGCCGGCGGGAGUGGAGGUUGGACC